Molecule: messenger RNA, 972 nt
Organism: Beauveria bassiana ARSEF 2860
Lineage: Eukaryota; Fungi; Ascomycota; Sordariomycetes; Hypocreales; Cordycipitaceae
Product: CDP-alcohol phosphatidyltransferase
Exons: 3
Coding region: 1-972 (323 amino acids)
Biological process (GO): phosphatidylinositol biosynthetic process
Cellular component (GO): Golgi apparatus; membrane
Molecular function (GO): CDP-diacylglycerol-inositol 3-phosphatidyltransferase activity
Source: RefSeq, a predicted model, not a curated record
AUGUCUAGCCGCUCGACACGACGACGAUCCGCGCGAAACCGCGACGCCCAAUCCUUGUCCGAUGACGAGCAGCUCAAGACCAACGGCGUUGUCGCCAUGAACGGCAACGGCUCUGCCCACGCCGACCUCGUCGCCAGCAGUGCUGAUGACAAGAAUGAGGAGCGCGAAAACAUUUUUCUCUUUUGGCCCAACCUCAUCGGCUACUCGCGAAUCGUCCUCGCCAUCGCCUCGCUUUACUACAUGCCCCUCCAUCCACGAACUUGCGCGUUCCUCUACAGUAUCUCGUGCUUGCUCGACGCCCUCGAUGGCUAUGCCGCCCGCCUCUUUGAGCAGUCGACCCGCUUCGGCGCCGUACUCGACAUGGUGACCGAUCGCUGCACCACCUCGUGCCUGCUCGUCUUCCUCUCCUCGGCAUUUCCCCGCUGGGCCAUUCUCUUCCAGGCCCUUAUCGCCCUCGACUUUUCCAGCCACUACAUGCACAUGUACGUCACGCUCGUCGUUGGCGGUGCUGACUCGAGCCACAAGAACAUUGACAAGAGCAAGAGCUGGCUCUUGAACCUCUACUACACCAACAAGACCGUCCUCUUCAUCUUCUGCGGUCUCAACGAGCUCUUCUUCAUCGCCCUCUACCUCUUGUCCUUCUCCUCGCCCCUCCUCUCUCCUCACCUCAUCAAGUCAGUCGAGGAGUCUAGCGGCACUCAUAUCCAGGCCGGCGCCCAGAUGAACGCCUCGCUGCUCAAACAGUUCUUCCCCGAUCCCUACAGCGCCGCCGCACUCGAGCUCGCUCGUGCCAACAAGAUGGAUUCUACCGUUCCCUGGAUCCUCGCCGGCAUCAGUUUUCCCAUCAUGUUUGCCAAGAAUGUCAUCAAUGUCGUCCAGCUGGUCAAGGCCAGCAGGUGGCUCGCCGAGGUUGACAUCCAGGCUCGAAAGGCCCAGGGCCUGCCUCGCAAGCCCAAGGCCAAGCGUCUGUAA